CUUAGCAUCAGAAUUCCCUCCCCUUGUUUGGAAAAUACACAGUUUUGUGAGUCUGUGGGUUGAACUCCCAAAACCCUGAUGCUGUUCCUUAUCCCUGGCAACUGCGGCAUAGACAUAUGACCUAAAUUGUGUCAUUUGAAUGUCCUUGUUCCUAACUGUAGUGUUACAGAGAAGGAAUAAGAGAUUAGAAUUAAUGCCAGUGUCUUUCCAUUGCCCCACUGUGUCAAGGUCUAAGUGUUCAGUAGCAGUAGUCCUUUCGCCAUGAUGUACCUUUGACUCUGGUACCGGCUACCUACUUUCCUUACAUUCCCAAGUUAUCUGGUAACCAUCCAGGAAAUUAUUUUCCUAUGUAAGCACACCAAAAACAAUUUCAGUUUUUGCCUGAUGGAUACAGUCACUUUUUAGAGGUGAAGGAAAACUCUUACCAGCCUAAGGAUGCUGCCAAGGCCAGUUUAUGGUCUCUGUAGUUUUCUGAAUAAUGAUAAUGCGCAUUCCGACUAAGCUCCAUGAGAACAGACUGCAUCUGGCUUGAUCGCUGUUGUGUAACCCCUUCUAGCUCAGUGUUCCAGCAAACAUGUUCGGUAAGUAUUUAUUUGACUUUGACUCAAAUGAAUAAAAUAGUGACACUGACCUCCAGGCUUCUUCAAUAUCUAUUUUAUAUUUUUUGUUUCUGACUGCUUUUAGUGUAAAUUUUCCUUAGCAAGGAAGAGAACUAAAAAAAUAUGACACCAAGAUUUUAAAUUCAGGUAAAUAGAAGGCUGUUUUUUAAUUAGCAAAAAUGAGGAAGUUAGGGGGAAAGAGAUUAGGUUUCUGUUGGGAUAAAUUGAACCUAAGUGUCAUGGCCAUGGCUUUUAAAUUUUCUUAACCACACGUUAAACAGGUUGUGUCACUUAUUAGAUAGCUAGGUAUUUGUUUGAAAGGUACAACAGUCCCUCCUAUUGGACUUUCAUCCAGCAAAAACAACUGUUACCUAACUCAAACUCAGACAUUCACGGAACACCUCUCCAAAGAAUUUUCUUUAGUUUUUCAAAAGCGGUUUUGCAUAUAUGAUUUAUUUAAGCUUUCAAAAUGAUUAGAAAACUUUUUAUUGUCCUACUUUUGUUGUUUGUGACUCUGGAAGAAGCAAGAAAAUCAUUUCUCAGUUUUCUGAAUUUAGAAAAGACUGAAAUACUUUUUUUCACAAAGACUGAAGAAAGCAUCACUGUAAGGUCAAGUUACAAAGAGAAACAGCCUAACUCCAGCUACCUCUUUGUACAAUUAGAAGAUCCUAAAAUGCUGCAAGUGGUGAAUGUCACCAAGACCACACUGGAUAUUACAAAUUUUACCAUAAACCUAGUGACAGAAGAAGAAGGAGAGACAAAUUUGACAGUUCAACUCUGGGAUUUUGAAGGUAAGCAAGAAAGACUCAUUGAAGAAAUAAAGAACAUCAAAGUCAAAGUGCUCAAACAAACAAAACACAGUCUUUUCCAAUCAUCGAUGCCUAUUGAUAGAAAUAUCCUAAUGCUUAUUUUACCACUGAUACUGUUAAAUAAGUGUGCAUUUGGUUGCAAGGUUGAAUUACAAGUGUUUCAAACAGUAUGGAAGAGACCUUUACCAAUAAUUCUUGGAGCAGUUACACAGUUUUUUCUAAUGCCAUUUUGUGGAUUUCUUUUGUCUCAGAUUUUGGCAUUACCUGAGGUACAAGCUUUUGGAUUUGUAAUGACCUGCUCAUGCCCAGGAGGGGGUGGGGGCUAUCUCUUUGCUUUGCUGCUGGAAGGAGAUAUUACUUUGGCCAUUUUGAUGACUUGCACAUCAACAUUAUUGGCCCUGAUAAUGAUGCCUGUCAAUUCUUUUAUAUAUAGUAGGAUAUUAGGAUCAUCAGGUGCGUUUCAUAAUCCUGUUUUUAAAAUCGUGUCAACACUCCUUUUCAUACUUAUACCAAUGUCAGUUGGAAUAGUCAUCAAGCAUAGAAUGCCUAAAAAAGCAAACUUCUUAGAGAGAAUAAUUAGACCUCUGAGUUUAAUUUUAAUGUUUGUAGGGAUUUAUUUGACUCUUAGAAUGGGAUUCACGUUUCUGAAAACAACUAACCUGAAAGUGUUUCUACUGGGUCUUAUAGUUCCCGCUUUGGGUUUGUUGUUUGGGUACUCCUUUGCUAAAGUUUGUAUGCUGCCUCUCCCUAUUUGUAAAACUGUUGCUAUCGAAAGUGGGAUGUUAAAUAGUUUCUUAGCCCUUGCUGUUAUUCAGCUCUCUUUUCCACAGUCUAAGGCAGUCUCAGCUUCUGUGGCUCCUUUUACAGUAGCCAUGUGUUCUGGAUGUGAAAUGUUACUAAUCCUUCUGGUCUACAAAACUAAGAAAAGAUGUAUCCGUACUAUAGAAUAUAAAAGAAAAAAAUUUUCCCUAGUCUAAUAAUUAAAGCAUUACUGAAUACCUACCCUGGAGAGGCACUGUGGGAGAUUCAAAGAAUGUCUGAAAUGGUGUCUACUCUUAAGCCACUGAUAAUGUAGUUAAAAUUCUGACAUUGGGUAGAGAAUAUAUAUUUAUAAAAUCAUAUGUGCUAAUGAAUGGUACAGAACGUAAAAUACACAGGAGUUUAGUGGAAGGAGACAACUUUUCAUUUUCUACAGAAAAUUGCCUAUAGUAUCAUUUUAUCAGUUUCCUCUCCAUUCCCAGUGCUACCACCUUUGUUCUGCCUUGUAUUGCCUCUUCCCUAAACCUUUUUAAACUGGCUUUUGGCCUCUCUGUCUACCCUCCAUUCACUGUGAGAUUAAUCUUCCUAAACUCUAACUUUGAUCAUGUAACUUCCCUGCAACGAAACCUUUUUGCCUUAAUGUCUGUAUUCCUUAGUGAAGCAUUUAUUAUAAUCUACCAUCUGACCUUAAUCUAGCUUUCUAGUUUUAUCUCCUUUACACACAGCCUUUGCUCCAAUCAAACAGAAUGACUUUGUAUCUUACAAAUAUGUCUUUGUUCAUGCUAGCCAAACUUUCUUGUCUCACAGCUAUUUAUAUUCCUGUUUUAUCCUUUCUAUUUUGCUGUAAAUCUUUGGGCAUGAGAAUUAUGUUUAUUCAUUUGGAUGCUCCCCGUAAUGUCUACCACAAUAUUUUUUAUGAGUUUAUUCAAAUAAAGUGUUGAAGCACAGACUAGG
Molecule: messenger RNA, 3121 nt
Organism: Galeopterus variegatus (Sunda flying lemur)
Lineage: Eukaryota; Metazoa; Chordata; Mammalia; Dermoptera; Cynocephalidae
Gene: SLC10A5
Product: solute carrier family 10, member 5
Exons: 1
Coding region: 1069-2385 (438 amino acids)
Biological process (GO): bile acid and bile salt transport
Cellular component (GO): membrane
Molecular function (GO): bile acid:sodium symporter activity
Source: RefSeq, a predicted model, not a curated record